This is a messenger RNA of Drosophila guanche, 852 nucleotides long. RefSeq names its product DNA-directed RNA polymerase I subunit RPA43 (gene Polr1F). Lineage: Eukaryota; Metazoa; Arthropoda; Insecta; Diptera; Drosophilidae. The transcript is spliced from 2 exons. The coding region runs from base 74 to 835 and encodes 253 amino acids. The record is from RefSeq and is a predicted model, not a curated record.
CCUGCCAGAGAGAUGCCAGACCGCAAAUUAUAACUCAUGUGUUCGACUAGGAGAAAUAAUUUGAUUUGAUAAAAUGUCAAGAAUAUUACAGAAAUAUGUUAAAUUUUCACCCCAGGAGUUGGAGACGUACGCCAAUAAUCCCGAAUCAUGCGUGAAAUGCAUCAACACGGACAUGCACCUGUCGAUGGGGCCGUACGGCAUGGCCAGUUUCAAACAUGCGCUUCACGAGCUGCUCAUCUGCACCAAAGUGGGAAUAUACGAUGCUAACCUAUCUGCCAUAGUGCUGGGCAUUAAGAACAUCAAGGUGUUGGGCCAGACGGCUGCCUUGAGAGCGGACGAUCCCACCUUGCACUUGCUCAUCAACGCAGACUUCUACGUCUUCCAGCCCAUUGAGGGGGCCGUCCUGAAUGGAGUUGUACGGCACAUAUCAAAGCAUCAAGUCAGCGCUCUCAUCUACAGGGUUUUCAACGCAACGAUUCGCUUCACCAACAACAAGAACACCAGGGAAGGCAUUACCAUGGAUCAGGACAUUAGUUUUCGGAUCAAAAGCUUCAGCAUGGCCAAUGUGAUGCCCUACAUCGAGGGAGAACUGUUACUGGAUGAGGAGGAGGAGGGCACACAACCGGUGCAGAACCAAUCCGUCAAGCUUGGCACCUCAGAGCCGGAGGAGGUCAAGCCCGAACUGGAGCUCGAUGCGAUAAUAGAAUUGAUUAAAAAAGAGCCGUGCAUGGAGCCCACACCUAAGAAAAAGCAAGCGACAAAACGUAAAAAAUCUGAACAGGACGACAAGCUGACAAAGAAAGUGAAAAAUGUAAUAAAAGCAGAGCCAAUAUAGCCUUAAAAUUCCCAAAA